GAGCGCGGCGCCCGUGACGUAAGCGGCAGGUCGCCCGCGCAUGCGCGGUGCCCCGCUGCGCCAGAUACGAAAACAAAAGGCGGGCGCAUCUGCUGCUUCCUGGCGCGCAUGCGCGCACGGCGGUGUAGCGGGAGUCGCGGAGCGUCACAAAUAGAACUGCUUUGGAGGGACAACGCCCCCCCCUGGCCAGAAGCGCUGGGACUAAAUCGGUCGCAGCUCCGCGCUGCCAGUUUAAUGUGUGUGGCCGCCGCGUCAACAACGACGUGCGUGCAUGCGAGUGCGUGUCUGAUGUGCUGCGCGCCGCGAAAGAAACCGAAAUUCGAAGGAGCAUUUGAAGAAGAGGCACCAGUCGCGCGUUAGCGCUAGCGCAUGCGCAGUAAUGAUAUUCGGCAGUUCGAUGGGGCAGGUGAACGUGUAAUCGCUGUCCGGCAUUUGUCUAGGGCGCAUGCGCAACAGUGAUACUCGGCAGUUAGAUGGGGCAUCUAAAGGAGCAAUAGCGAUCUAGCGUUUAUCUACAGCGCAUGCGCAUUAGCUACGAAGCACGGAUGUGACACCGAAUCACUGUGUCUAUUAACUUUCUUUCCUCCCGCCAGCGUAACAUUGCAGGUCAACCAUUUAUUCGUUCUCUUUAUCCACUCUCUCGAUUCCUUUGGAGAGCUUUUGAAAAAGACAAGCGAAGCUGGCGCUGCGUUCUGUAAGGCGACGAGCGAAAUUGAAUGAGCACAAUUUUGGACGAUAAAUUAAAAGUCUCGACAGUAGCGUAUACUGAGCUACAAAAUUUAAUUUUUCUUCUCUGUUUUUUGAUGAUAUACCUUCUAAAGACAAAUUUGAUUGUACGUAUAACGUAAAAAUUGCUACGCAAAUCGAUGCUGAGAAACUAUCUGCUCUAAUGUGGAACUUUUUAACCACCUAGGGGGGAAAGCACUUUUUCACAUUUUCUUUCGCAGCCACAGUGUUUUCGCUUCCUUGUCACUGAUCCACAAAUCUCUUCUCCUCCACAUCUUGGAAAAAGAAAGGAGAAAGAAAAAAUUCUUAGUGAAGAACUCAACAAAAAUUGCCGCGUAAUGUGUGGGGAGAAAGAAGUUAUUUUCGCUGAAAGCAUUACAGCCAAUCCAGUAGGCCAGACCUACCGAAACUUGCUUUGAAGCUUUGCAGUGCCAUCUUCACCUCUGGUGCUUGUGGAUAUCAACACAUUUCUGCGAGCACCAGUUGUCAGGACAUGUGAAAGAGCGAUGGUGAUUAAUUAGCGCGUCGAGAGUGCUAAAUGGAGUUUGCGAGCGUGGACUGACGGAAUACACUGUAGCCCGACUCGGAACACAACAGUGAGCUACGAAAAUAAAUGUUGGUGUGAUGAGAAGGACAGAAGACUGGAAAGCAGGCAGGGAAAGAACUGAGCGAGAAGCAAAAGAAAAUGCACCAAGUGAAUAUAUUGAAGAACUAUGCGUGGCUGCAUGCGGAUCACGUAAAAGAUUUCGCAACUACGUCAAGGACGUCAUCUGGGCAAUCUUAGAUGUGGACGAAGACUGCUGAAAGAGAAGCAGGUUGAGAAGAGGAGCCCGGGUUAAAAGAAGUGCAAAGAGAAGUGGGAAGCUAAGAGGAAAGCCGCCUGCAAUUUUUCGACAUAAAUCACUAUUCGAAUUUGUUAUGGCUAGCAACCAGUUACGUCCACUGACACAAGUUGAAAUAGAAAGCACCCAAGAAAUGGCGGCGUAUUGUUUGCUUUGAAAUUACAUAUUCUGAAAUACUACCUGCUCUUGGUAAGUUUUUAAUAUUGAUAGGUAUGAACAUCCUAAGUGCAUUUCAUUAUCUGAACACUUUGGCACUGAAUGAAUCUGUAAGAUAUUAGUAGGUAAGCUAGACAAGUGCAACUGCAUCUAGACGAUAAUAUCCUUUGUGGUAUGUAUGAAGAACACCUGGAAGCUAAAAAGUGAGUGAAGAACAAUUUCAAAAAUGUGUAAACCAACGUAGCAAGUUUCGAAGCUAUCAUGCGAAAAUUGUGAGUUAAUUCAAACAGCUGAUCAUGUGAGAUUCCAGACUGGAAAAGAAUAUAGAAGAUCUCAAAGGUCAUCAAACAUUGAACGUAAAACUUGCAUUAUAACUAUCACCUAAAACUCCUGUCGCGAAAGACAUUAAGGAUUCACUGCCAAGAAACUGGAUGUGUGGAUAGCAAAUUUUCAGUCAUUGGGAAAAAAUGCUUUAUGUUAAAUGAAGAUGCAAUGCUAUAAUACAUUUGCUGCAGCUGAAAACCGGAUUUUAGUCGUGUACAUACCAUGAGGAUAUUAUGCUGGUGAAAAACCUCAUGUGAAGCAAUAAAUCAGAUGUGUAAUUCUUAAAUCAGUCUUGUGCAUUUUGAGGACGUAAUGGAGUAAUUUCAACAUCUGUUUGUGAUACCGGUUUGUAUCAAGAGGAUAUAAAAUAACUAUUUGGAAAAAGUACGUGAAAUCCACCUCGUUCUCGAGGAAAGCCAAGGUUACUUGAAGAACUUUGUGGCGUACGUUCAAAAAGAACUAGAAUGAUUGAAGGUCGGUUGUGUAGCUGCAUACAUUAAGCCAGUAAUAUCGACAAGAACGACAAAAUUCAUUGAUGUAACUGGGGCAUUUUCAUACUUCUAGGGUAGACCCGCCACAGUAUUUAAAAUAGAUUCAGUGUUGUAGAUGGAGUUUUGAGUGCACAACUGAAGUUCCUGAAAGCUGUCUCAAUAGCUGGUAACAGAAGAACAAUUUCUGUUAGGCCUCAAGAGGAUAUAAAAUAAUUAUUUGGAUAAAGUACUUGAAAUUCAUCUCAUAUUCGAGUGAAUCCAAGGUUAUUUGAAGAACAUCGUGGUGUACAUUCAAAAAGAACUAGAGUGAAUGAAGAUCGGUUGUGUAGCUGCAUAUAUUAAGCCAGUAAUAUCGACAAGAACAACAAAAUUCAUUGAUGUAACUGGGGCAUUUUCAUACUUCUAGGGUAGACCUGCCACAGUAUUUAAAAUAGAUUCAGUGUUGUAGAUGGAGUUUUGAGUGCACAACUGAAGUUCUGAAAGCUGUCUCAAUAGCUGGUAACAAAAUAAUAAUUUGUGGUAGGAAGCUUUUGCAACAAGAAAGUUGGGUGCAAUAUGACGAAGGAGAAGCGAUGGUGGCGCCGCUCUGUGCCCUGGUGGGCGCGCCAGCGAACCUCCACCUACCAGUCACGUGAGGGCGACGGCAGCGCCACGACGGACAGCGCCAGAGUUGGGGAUGGCGCCUCCAGCGCCCCCAGCGGCGGGGCAUCUCCACCACCAGGAAGCGUAGCUAGCUUCGGGUCCGGCUCUGGCAGUAGGAGAAGCACCUCGGCCAGCCCAGCGAGGGACGAAAUGGCCCAGAUGCCCAACAUAAACUUCUCCUUCUUCGGCAACAGCAAGGAAGACCUCGACAGAGACAGCCAGAUAUCUCCGGGAGAUCCUCAGGCGACUGUGACGACAUUCCGAACGUCGGUCAGCCUAGAACUGGGACAGACCGUUCCACUGGGGGACGACCCACCAGAGAUCAAAAUACCAGAGUAUGCCAAGGUGGUGAAGAAUUCCAAAAACGGCACAAGUCUGGUGGAGCCGCCGCGACUGAGGAGCAAAACGAUGCCGAGCUCUGUGGACUUCUGUAGGGACAACCAGCGCUACUCGAACUGCUUUCCCGGGUACGAGGAAAUCGGCUCCUUGAGACAGGUGUCGAAAGUGACCGACACCGAGUGCUCACGUCCGGGGUCCUCUAUGAGCAGCCGGACGGUCCCAGAAGUUUCCCAAAGUGUGACGUCUAGAGCUGGAUUUAGUCACCUGUCGGCAUCUCUCGAGGGUAGAAAGGCGAGCUCGCCAUAUUUGAACGUUGCUGCUUCAGGAGACAGAGGUUACGAUAAUGACGACGGACCUGAUUAUGAGGAGUUGAAGGUGUCACCAGUUUUCCAACAAACUCGGCAAGAAGUGACCGACGGGGCGCAGUACGAGAGACUGGUACUCGCCGACGGACCUGAACGGGAGACCGAUCUAACGGCAGAGGCACGGCCCGACCCACCAGAAGUACCUCAGCGGGUUCCGAAUGCAACAGAAGGCCGCACUGGAGAGAAACGUACAUUGGCGAAUGCUGCCGACAAAGUUAACGGUCUUUCCCAAUGGACACUCCGGUAUGGUACCACCGUGCUGCAAAAGUUGAGGAGGCCAGGAAAGGCUGCAAGCAAGAUAGCAGUGCCUGAUGAUACCACAUCUAAUGGGGCCGAAACUUCAAAUGGUGGUAGUGGACAACCAGCUGGUGAGGAUCAGCCUUCUCUGUACGAGAUACCGCGGAGUCACACAAAGGUGGUUAUAAUGCAGACGAAUGUGGCGUCAGUCACAGUCCCAAACGGCAGUUCAAGUAAUACACGAGAGUGUGGUGAUGCCGAACUGCCUUGCAGCAAUCAGGAGACGGCUCAUCUAUAUGGUAAUGCAGACAAUGCUGCCAACUAUUCUAAGGAAGUUGGAGAUGGAGGUACGAAAGUAGACAGAGGUGGUCUACUGCAGAGUGAUGUGGGGAAAAACCUUGGAAGGUACACCAAUAUAACUGAAGACUUCGUGGCCGGUGUGAGGUCACCGAAGGGAGGUAAGUCUGAGGGCUGCUCUGAUGAAGUGGAGAAGAGUGAGGUGCUUGGAGGGAUUGAUGUGGGGAAGUGUGAUGAGGGAUCACAGAAAUUGGUGAAAGUGUGUAGGGGUGAGGGGGAGAUUGUGGAAGAUAGUGGAGAAAGUGUAAAAGAGGCCGAGCAGCGUUGUGUGGUAGUGAAGGUGGUGACGAUUGCAGGAAAGAGAGUGGCAGAUGGCGAUGUGGAUCAGAAAGAGGCGAAGUGUGCUGGGGAGGAUGUAGCAGAAUCGAAAUUGGACGAGUUAGGUGCGGGAAUCGCCGGCGCGGUUCGGAAGGAGCCGGAGUCGGCCGGGGAGUUCCCGAAAGAGCCGAGAACGGGUGAGGUAGGUCCGAAGGCGGCCGACACCGACCGGGAAGAGCCGAAGUUGGCUGGGAAAAGCCAGACGGAGCCGGAAAUGGCCGAAGACGGGCGGGAGGACACGAAAGCUGCCGACGGUUCCCAGAAAGGCCGAGAGAAGUUCGGGACCGAGCGGAACUUGGCGGAUACCGACGGGGAGUCGACGAAAGCGGUGUUCUCGAGUCGCGAAGGCUCUGCGGAGACGGAAGGCGACACGGAGGCGUACAAGUCGGCGUCCCGCAGCCCGGACGGCGCCUGCUGGGAGGACAGCGGCGACUACGAAAGCCUGACGGUGACGUCGACCGGCGACUACGAAGACCUCGAGUACUGCGAGUUCCGGCUGGGAGUCCGGGCCGGGGGCGGCGCCGGGGGCGGCGUCGCGGGCGGCCGCGUCCGGCGCACGCUGCGGGCGGCGGCGUGA
Molecule: messenger RNA, 5374 nt
Organism: Schistocerca gregaria
Lineage: Eukaryota; Metazoa; Arthropoda; Insecta; Orthoptera; Acrididae
Exons: 3
Coding region: 3095-5374 (759 amino acids)
Source: RefSeq, a predicted model, not a curated record